Symbiodinium sp. CCMP2456 is the source of this 1272-nucleotide messenger RNA. NCBI's taxonomy places the organism in Eukaryota, Dinophyceae, Suessiales, Symbiodiniaceae. The record is from the annotation of a GenBank genome assembly.
AUGGCAGCAGCAGUGCUGACCAAGACCGUCAACGACUCCAACUACCUCGACAAGCCAUGCUGUUUCAAGUCUGUCAGCUGCCAUGUCCUUCUGCUGCACAUGGCCACUGAGCUCGAUCCCCAUUGCAGACAGCUGGUGACUGAUCACCACAAGUGGAUUGGUACAUUCUUGCCGGAGACAGGCAGCCUACCCUGCAUAUUUCCCGACGUUUUGCAACAGCUGCCACCAGAGCCACUGCUUUUCCUACCGGGUACCUUUAAUGAGAAACGAUCUAGGGUGGAACGCUGCACAUUGGCACCUCGUCAGGCAUGCUGCACCCAUGCUUCCUUCUGUCCUAGCAACCUCAGAACGGAUGUGGACGUAUCUGGGCUUCCCUGCCCAGAUAACAGCAAGGCCAACCACAAGAGAAAAUUCGAGCAGGGGGACAGCGGGCUGAUUUACAUCACUUGGGCGAGGGCCCAUCGUGAUAGGAGGACACCCCUUCUAAUCCUCGAAAACGUCCCAGAUCUGAAGAUCGACGUCGUGCGAGAGCUGCUCGAGGACGAUUACCUGGUGAUCCAGCUAUUCGUAGAGCCUAGUGAUGUGGGCCAUCAUGGCAUUCAGAGAAAGAGAACGUUUAUCUAUUGCUCACACCAUGUCACAGGGCGCUACCUCUUUGAUAUUCAUGAGGCAUACAACUACAUAAAAGAGAGUCUCAGCACGCACAUCCGCACACGCCCCCGGGACUACUUGGUUGCAACCGACUUUGAGAUCAGACUGGCUGCUCAGCAAGCAGCAAGUGAUCGAGGCGUUGCAUACCGCCACGGGAUCACCGACUUGACCUAUCUUCUGAGUGACUUCGAAAAAGAGCAAGUGGCAGCCCUCAGCGAGCAAUACAAGAGACGAUGGGGCGUUGAUCCAUGCCAGGAUGCCGACCUCGUGUUUUUCCUCGGUGAUCGUGCAACGUACUCACGUGUCUGGAGUGCUGUGAGUGGCAAGCUACCCACUUACCGGCGCAACCCUGGCAAGUAUUGGUUUCCACAUGCAGGGCGUUGGCUGCUUCCAGUUGACAAACUUGCAUCCAUGGGCCUUCCAGUGACGGAAGCUACAGCACACAUGAUGGGGGUGCCGGUUCUACCAGUACUCGACCCAAAACGAGCAAGCAGCAUCCAGGGAAAUGCUAUGCAUUUCAGCAACCUAGCAGUCGUCUUGCUGCUGGGGUUGACAUGCUUCGGCCCGAAUAACGAAGAGCCUAGCAUCGACUGGGCAGCUCUUGCCCGGGCUGGCUACUAG